Molecule: messenger RNA, 2166 nt
Organism: Odontomachus brunneus
Lineage: Eukaryota; Metazoa; Arthropoda; Insecta; Hymenoptera; Formicidae
Exons: 3
Coding region: 389-1561 (390 amino acids)
Source: RefSeq, a predicted model, not a curated record
UUAUAUACUUUAUAAACCAUACCGUGUGCUCAUUUGAAAAUUUCUUAGUGUCAAAAUAAAUCUAGAAUCUUGUUAGCUGAUUUUGAACAAACGAAACCAAGUUCUUUAAAUUGAAAGUUCAUUUUCAUAAAUAUAAUACGAUAUAUUCACGUAUUGAUAAUAUUCUUAUCUAUAUAUUUGUGUGAGAAAACAGCUUGUGUUAUUGUAUAAGUGCAAGUGAAGUAAUGAAAAGAAGAUAAUAAUUCUUCAAUUACGAAAUAACGAUUUUACAUUCUUCUUUUACAUUAAUAAAGCGUAUAACUUAUAUCGAAAAAUAAGCAAACAUUAUUAGGAAUAUUGAAUCAAUAUUAUAUUUCUGAUAUAUUCCUGACAUUUUGUAAGGGCAAAAAUGAUCGACGAACGUGCCCAAGCGAUUUCAUUUGCAGAAUAUUAUUUCGCUUUGGUCGAUGGUAUUUUUCCGGGUUUUGAGAAUCACCUUGCGAAAAAUAUAGUGCUCGACUGGUUCGGAAAUAAAAUCGUAGGGAAGGAAAACGUAACUGCUUUUAUCAACUCCAAUCAAACGAGAACCUUGCACAUAUUUACUGACAUUACGCCAAUAUCGGAUAUUACUUGCAAUAAGAAGCAAUGCAAUCGUAAACAAAAAACGUUGGAUCAGAUCGCUGAGAAGAAAAAGCUUAAAACCGACACAAGUAAGCGAGAGGUGAAUCGAACGAGGAGACUGUAUAAGAACGCCGUAAAAUAUCUCGAUAAAGUCAAAAUUAUCGAUUAUACAGUGCGAGAGAGUAACAGUACGAAUGUUGAGGCGGAUGAUCGCGAGAUGUAUAAAGAAAAGGAUCCGCUGAAUGAUCUCGAGCGAGAGAUUACGUCGGUCUACAACGAAGAGAUCCAACAGAACAUUAAUGAGUCAAAAUUGGAAGAGGAAAUGGCAUCAACUGUCAAACCUAUCAAGAGAGAGUGCGGUCAAGGAGACCGGACUGUUCGCGCACAAACAGACCCGAUUAAAUACAUGGAGGCGAACGGACAAGUCAGAUUUACACGAAGAAUCCUGCAGGAAGAUCCGUGGUCGUAUCAUUGGACAUCGUUGAAAGUCAACCACUGGGUACAUACUUGCAAAUUGCAAAUUGCAUAUUCGCGUUGUAGUGUUAGUGAACAUCCGGAAGUUUUUCGUAUGUUGAAAAAUGUUCCUUUAACUAGAAGAUGUAAAAAACCCAACAACACCAUGGAGAUACAAUCGCAAAGGAAACUACCCACUCUAGAAGAGAUAAUCAAGAUUAGUAACAAACUGAUACCUAACGUGAACAACUUCGGCGGUUAUUUGAAGUCUUUAAACUACACGAAAGAUCGCAACGAUUUUUUGAAAGAUUUCGAGGCCACAAUGACGCAGAAAAAUCCAAACGCAAAUUUGCCCACCGUGCAUUACGUCGGAAACAAAUUAAUAUUUGAACACAAAGAUGACAUGUACAAGGAAAAUUUUAUACGGAAAUUCUUGUACAAUAAUUAUCGAAUUCACAGGAUCGUAUAUGAAGAGGUAGAAAUGAACGAAAAUUGUAUGACGAGCUAGUUGCGACUGAAUAAAAUAAAAAUGAAAUAGAUAACAACCCACGUAGUAGAAAUAUCUAAAAUAUAUCAUAGAGAUGCCCUAAAGAUGUCACGAUAUCUUUAGGAUAUCCCUAUAAUGUAUUUCUGCUGUGUGGGAAUAUGUCGAGGUUUAAUCAUAUUGAUAUUGAAGUGUUUUAUUAUCAUUCUGACAAAUUUGCAAUAAUUAUGUUGUAACAUAUAAUUUCAACAAAUGCUAAUGAUUCUCUUAUAAAUUUUAAAUAUACAUAUAUUGGGAAAGCGGUUAAAUUAACAAAAUCAGCGAUCAUAUAUUUAUUCAAACAAAUAUAUUAUAAUUGUGCAAUACCAUUAACAAAAUCAGUGGUCAUACUCACUCAAACAAAUAUAUUGCAUUUGUUCGGUGAAAUAUUUGCUCAAACAAAUUUUGUUUAAGCAAAAUCUUGUAAAUUUUACCACUUUUCCUCAUUUAUGUAAAGAUUACAGAUUUGAACUUUCGCGCGUAAUCAAGUACAAUCACUGCCACAUUAAAAGCGCAACUAUUUGUCGUUUUAUGAAUUGUGAAUGUAUUAAAUUCAAAUGUAUUCUUUAAUAAAUAAUAUUGUCAAACUA